AUGCCUCAGAACAAACCCCGUCUCCAGCUCGCUCUCUACGCGCGGCCAAAACACCCCGGCACGUACCACUACGCACUAUUCAUUUCUCCCAAAGGCACCAAGCAACAGCCUGCUGAUUCAGCGACAAAACAUCAUGUUAAGAACACGCUCCAAAACACCGCCGGCGAAGUCACGCAGCCCUGGCGCUACGAACGCCUUGCUAUCUCAGAUGUCCAGCUAGAACACCGCCUCCUAGUUCGUAUCAAUAUAGCUAAAGUUAUCUCCCCGCAUGCGCUCGAGAGAAUCAUUGAAGCAGUGCCGGUUUACCAGAUUGAUGACCCAAAUCAAAUCGAAGCACGAUCGUUCACCUGUCUGACAUGGGUUCAGGCUACAUUGGAGGCGUUGAGGAGCCAAGAUGUGGUUACAGGGCUGGGAGAGUGGGUGAAUAUUCAGAAGGCGGCGCUGGAAUAUGUCGAGAGGAAGAUGGAGGUGGGGAGAUGGAAGGCAGAUUGGAAGGGAGAGCAGAGGGUGCCAAUGUUGGAUUUGCGCAGUGGGAGAGAGAUUGUUGGUUAG
This is a messenger RNA of Cucurbitaria berberidis CBS 394.84, 552 nucleotides long. RefSeq lists its product as uncharacterized. The transcript has a single exon. Lineage: Eukaryota; Fungi; Ascomycota; Dothideomycetes; Pleosporales; Cucurbitariaceae. The record is from RefSeq and is a predicted model, not a curated record. Bases 1 to 552 code for a protein of 183 amino acids.